Messenger RNA from Maylandia zebra (zebra mbuna), 1960 nucleotides. Its product is annotated as guanine nucleotide-binding protein subunit alpha-14. The record is from RefSeq and is a predicted model, not a curated record. Gene Ontology annotation, biological process: phospholipase C-activating dopamine receptor signaling pathway; adenylate cyclase-modulating G protein-coupled receptor signaling pathway. Gene Ontology annotation, cellular component: cytoplasm; heterotrimeric G-protein complex. Gene Ontology annotation, molecular function: GTPase activity; guanyl nucleotide binding; G-protein beta/gamma-subunit complex binding. NCBI's taxonomy places the organism in Eukaryota, Metazoa, Chordata, Actinopteri, Cichliformes, Cichlidae.
GCACCUUGUUGUACACCUCGAUGCUUAAGUAAAACAGAGAGAGAGCUUUGGACUUACCCCUGAAAUCUAGCACUUUAUAUUUUAGCAGCAAACUUUUCUGUUUCUGUGGAAGUCAAAGGCGCAGUUUUGAAGAUGCUCUGUGCCUUUUUGCGUCUGAAGUUGUGAAGUGCAAGAGGGGGCAAAGGAGCAUUUUUUUUUAACACGUCUGAGUUUCCUUUUUCUUUUUUUUUUUCCUGUCUUUAAUCAAAGCCUGCGACAUUUUUACAGCCGAGUGGUCGUUGGAGAGCAACCUGGUGACUUUCAGCGAUGGCUGGAUGCUGUCUUUCAGCGGAGGAGAGAGAGAACCAGAGGAUCAACGAGGAGAUUGAGAAGCAGCUGCGGAGGGACAAGGAGGACUCUCGCAUGGAGCUCAAGUUGCUGCUUUUAGGCACUGGAGAGAGUGGAAAGAGCACCUUUAUCAAACAAAUGAGGAUUAUCCAUGGAGGAGGAUAUACAGACGAGGACAAAAGGAGCUAUGCCAAGCUGGUGUACCAGAACAUCUACACGUCCAUGCAGACAAUGGUCCGAGCUAUGGAGGCUCUUGGUAUAUCUUUCACUGAUCCCCAGAACCAGAGCCAUGCCAGCGCAGUCCUGGAGGUGGAGGUGGAUAAGGUGAAGGACUUAGAUAGCAACCUCGCCAUGGCUGUCAAGAGUCUGUGGGAUGAUCCUGGAAUACAGGAGUGCUAUGAUCGGCGCAGGGAGUACCAGCUGUCCGACUCCACCAAAUACUAUCUCACAGAUCUGGAUCGGAUUUCACAGCCCUCAUACAUACCUGAUCUUGACGACAUCCUCAGAGUCCGAGUCCCAACCACUGGUAUCAUUGAAUACCCCUUUGACAUGUGGUCUAAGGAUCAGAAUGUCAUUUUCAGGAUGGUUGAUGUGGGUGGUCAAAGAUCAGAGCGGAGAAAGUGGAUCCACUGCUUUGAGAACGUCACCUCCAUCAUUUUCUUGGUGGCACUCAGCGAAUACGAUCAGGUCCUGGCUGAGUGCGACAAUGAGAACCGCAUGGAGGAGAGCAAGGCCCUGUUCAAGACCAUCAUCACCUACCCCUGGUUCCAGCGCUCAUCUGUCAUACUUUUCCUCAACAAGACCGACAUCCUCAAGGAGAAGAUCUUGUACUCUCACUUAUCCACCUACUUCCCUGAAUUCACAGGACCUCAGCAGGAUCAAGUAGCAGCUCAAAAAUUCAUCCUAAAAAUGUACCAAGAACAAAACCUGGAGAAGGACAAGACGUUGUAUUCUCACUUCACCUGCGCCACAGACACAGAAAACAUCCGCUUAAUCUUCAAGGACGUGAAAACAGCCAUCCUCAGGCACAACCUCGGGGACUUCAACCUGGUGUAGAAAGGUUGCAUACAGCACAGGAGCAAAUGCAUACAAGAGAAGACCUGAGGAAAGCCGAAAUAGAAAAGAAUCUAAUUAUCAAUCAAGCUUAAACCAAAAAAGAAGCAAUUUGAAAUUGUUUCAUUUCUAACAAGGGAGAUCCAAAAAAGAGAGAAUACAAACAUCCUGUACCAGACAUACUAACAUGAAAUUGUGUUUAGAUGCUUUAGUUUCCCUUGUAGUUUUUUAGUAUUUGCUGUAAAUGAUACAUUACAGUGGAAAUGAGAAAGUGAAAAUUAGUAGCAAGUAACUGACCUGUUGUGUGAACUACUUAUUUAAAUAGACAUAUGAUCUGAGUGCUUUAAUGUAUGUAAAUGUAUCCCCAUGUAAUAGUUUGAUAAGGAUGCUCUUUAGCCCGGUUUUGUGAUUUCAUAAUGUUUAGAAAUGGUUGCUCUAACACUGAGACGCCUUAAGUGCCUUAUUUACUCAGGACAGUCAGCAGAGCCACGGAGUUCAUAGAGUGUCAGAUGUAAAUAGUCUGAGAUGUGCUUUAGGAAAAAAAAUACAACUGUUUCUUCUAUUUAUGGUUAUUUUCAAU